Messenger RNA from Cervus elaphus (red deer), 2361 nucleotides. RefSeq names its product tropomyosin 4 (gene TPM4). The transcript is spliced from 9 exons. Gene Ontology annotation, biological process: actin filament organization; muscle contraction. The record is from RefSeq and is a predicted model, not a curated record. Bases 169 to 1023 code for a protein of 284 amino acids. Lineage: Eukaryota; Metazoa; Chordata; Mammalia; Artiodactyla; Cervidae. Gene Ontology annotation, cellular component: actin filament. Gene Ontology annotation, molecular function: actin filament binding.
AGUGGCGGCUGGCCCAGGCGGCCUGCGUUUGGGCCUCCUCCAAGACUCGCCCCGCAGCAGGGCGGCGCACCCCGGGAGCCUAUAAGGGCCUCUCCACCGCCCCGGCUGCUCACUUGAGCCACAGCCGCCGCAGCCCCCUCUGCGCCCACGGCCCCCCACCAUCCAGCCAUGGAGGCCAUCAAGAAGAAGAUGCAGAUGCUGAAGCUGGACAAGGAGAACGCCAUCGACCGGGCCGAGCAGGCGGAGUCGGAUAAGAAAGCUGCCGAGGAAAAGUGCAAGCAGGUGGAGGAGGAACUGACCCACCUCCAGAAGAAGCUUAAGGGGACUGAGGAUGAGCUGGACAAAUACUCCGAGGACCUGAAAGACGCGCAGGAGAAGCUGGAGCUGACGGAGAAGAAAGCCUCCGACGCCGAAGGUGAUGUGGCAGCUCUCAAUCGACGCAUCCAGCUCGUUGAGGAGGAGUUGGACAGGGCUCAGGAACGACUGGCCACAGCCCUGCAGAAACUGGAGGAGGCGGAAAAGGCUGCAGAUGAGAGUGAGAGAGGGAUGAAGGUGAUAGAGAACCGCGCCAUGAAAGAUGAGGAGAAGAUGGAGAUUCAGGAGAUGCAGCUUAAAGAGGCCAAGCACAUCGCCGAGGAGGCUGACCGCAAAUACGAGGAGGUAGCUCGUAAGUUGGUCAUCCUGGAGGGUGAGCUAGAGCGGGCAGAGGAGCGUGCCGAGGUGUCCGAAUUAAAAUGUGGUGACCUGGAAGAAGAACUCAAGAAUGUCACUAACAAUCUGAAGUCACUAGAGGCUGCAUCUGAAAAGUAUUCUGAAAAGGAGGACAAAUAUGAAGAAGAAAUUAAGCUUCUGUCUGACAAACUGAAAGAGGCUGAGACCCGUGCCGAAUUUGCAGAGAGAACAGUUGCGAAACUGGAAAAGACAAUUGAUGACCUGGAAGAAAAACUUGCCCAGGCCAAAGAAGAGAACGUGGGCUUACAUCAGACACUGGAUCAGACACUAAACGAAUUAAACUGUAUAUAACCAAAACAGAAGAGUCUUGUUCCAACAGAAACUCCAGAGCGCCGUGUCUUUCUCUUCUCUUGUAAGAAGUUUCUUUUGUUAUUGCCUCUUCGCUUUGCUGGAAAUGUCAAGCAAAUUAUGAAUACAUGACCAAAUAUUUUGUAUCAGAGAAGCUUUGAGCACCAGUUAAUCUGUUCCUUCCUUUUUUCCAAAAUGACACCAGUUUUUUCAGCUCUAUUUUUAAUCCUUAAAUUGCAUAUAUUCCUAAGGUAGGCAGGGUAUUUCAUAUUGAGCAUACAUACUCUCUUUUAAGACUGAGGGCAUUUGGUUCCUGGGAGAAUAGACAACCCCACACUUUCAAAACACAGAUUCUGAUGUCUAGUCAUGGGUCAGUUUAAAACGUUGGAGAAUGUCCACCAUUGGUCACGUGGUAGGAGGCCAGGGAUCGUCACAUUAAAAUGGGUGGGGAUUUUCCAUCCAGACCAAAGUGGGGGUGGGGUUACUGUGGGAAGUCAUAAACCACAGAGAGGUUAACCUGAUCAUCCCGGCUCUUUUCCGCACUCCACCGUGCAGAACAGAACAAACAUCCUCUGAGCAGUCAGCAUGAGAGUGCUCAGAAAAGAGUCAUAAUAAUUACCCAGAUGUUUUUUGGAUAGAUCCUUGAUAUGCUCUUCUCUAUGUUUCUUUUGCUCUAAGUUCUCUGAGGAGCUGAUGUCUUAUUCCAAUAAUGACCCAUGCUUAUCUGCUCUGAUAUGAGGCCAUCCACUCAGGAGGAAUGAAUGUUGGAGAAUUCAGUCCUAUUCAGAGAAGCAGUCUUUUUCAAAACUAUCAGUAAUUGAGCAAGACUGUUUUUCUGUGAACAAAUAUUAGGCAGAAUGGCCCUCUCAGACAGCAAAGUAAAAACUAAAAAAUUGGCAUAACUUCAUCUCUAUACUCACGAGAAUGGCAAAUUGGAGAUUUACUUAUCUAGAUUUUUAAUUCCUUCUUCAGGACCAAGUUAAUCAAAGACCGAGAAACUCCUGAUUAAACUGGAUAUGGAGUAUUUUGUACACAGGGCAUUUUGUUCUGUUUCUGCUUUCUCAGUUAACAUCUCAGAGCUGAAACAUUCCACAUUCCCCAGCAGUGUGGGGGCCAACUCAAGUUUACAAUUCUGACUAAAAGAAUCACCCUGCUUCUAGCUUAUCUGAAUCCUCUGCCCCUCACUCCUAUUUAUUAAGCGCCACACUACCCAGGAGAUACACUAGCAAAUUGUGCAAUUGAAUAAAACCCACUUUCCAUUUAGAUUCUUGCAACUGUAUCAUAUGUAAUAGUAUCACUUUUUCUACAUUUUGGUCAAAUAAAUUUUUACAUAAACUCCAA